Messenger RNA from Pyricularia oryzae 70-15, 1889 nucleotides. RefSeq lists its product as uncharacterized. Bases 668 to 1369 code for a protein of 233 amino acids. Lineage: Eukaryota; Fungi; Ascomycota; Sordariomycetes; Magnaporthales; Pyriculariaceae. The record is from RefSeq and is a predicted model, not a curated record. Gene Ontology annotation, cellular component: mitochondrial intermembrane space; cytosol. The transcript is spliced from 3 exons. Gene Ontology annotation, molecular function: 3,4-dihydroxy-2-butanone-4-phosphate synthase activity. Gene Ontology annotation, biological process: aerobic respiration; riboflavin biosynthetic process.
CCCGAGUCGCAAUGAGCUCACUGAUAGGGACCCCGCGGCGCACCGGCGGCGGGGUUUUCCCAUGCGAAGAAAAUCGACCCGACCUAAAUUACUGCGGUAAUUGUCAGCGCCUCGGCCGAGUUUGUCAGCGAGGUCCGAUUGAUUAAUUAAUGAUUAUGUUGGAUUGAUGGAAGUGGGAAUGGAGUCAGAGGAAGUGAGAUGAUAAGAGAUCUGAUCUGGAUCGAGAGUCGGAUUUUAUUCCAAUGCAACUACAUGAUUGACUCUAUACUUAACUUUGCCUAGGCAAACAAUUGAAACUCCGAUUCGGCACUCCAAGAUCCUCUGCCGCCGUUGCAUCCGCGUCCCUGCAUCCCACGCGGUUUAAUCACCAGCUUUACGGAUCCAGCACCACCAUCACCUCUACUCAAAAUAUUUGUUUCCCUUUGCGCCACCUCGGCAAACACAAUCAAUCAAGAUCAGAUACUUGCGAUUUUUCUAUAGCUUAAUUGGUUCAUAAUAACCGCCGAAAACUUGUGCAGAACAAUAAUCCUCCGAGAAAGCCGAGCUGUCGACGGAACCCUUUCCGAUCUCAGAGGAGUCAUAAGCAGAGACGCAGGGAGCCAAGACUCCCUUUCGGUCCUACUCAGCACCCUUAUAUACGACACACACGUGCAAAAAAAUACACACAAUGCCUUCCACAGACAGCAUACCAAAGUCAAAUUUUGACGCGAUCCCAGAUGUGAUCCAAGCAUUCAAAAACGGCGAGUUCGUAGUCGUGCUAGACGACCCCUCGCGCGAGAACGAAGCCGACCUGAUCAUCGCCGCCGAGUCGGUAACGACGGAGCAGAUGGCCUUCAUGGUGCGGCACUCGUCGGGGCUGAUCUGCGCCCCGCUGACGCCGGAGCGCACCACCGCCCUCGACCUGCCGCAGAUGGUGACGCACAACGCCGACCCGCGCGGCACCGCCUACACCGUCUCGGUCGACGCCGAGCACCCCUCCACCACCACCGGCAUAAGCGCGCACGACCGCGCCCUCGCCUGCCGCAUGCUCGCCGCUCCCGACGCCCAGCCCUCGCACUUUCGCCGCCCGGGCCACGUCUUCCCCCUCCGCGCCGUCGCGGGCGGCGUCAGGGCCCGCAGGGGCCAUACCGAGGCCGGUGUAGAGCUGUGCAGGCUGGCGGGCAAGAGGCCCGUCGCUGUCAUCAGCGAGAUUGUCGACGAUGGGCAAGAGGUCGAGGGCCGGGCCGUGCGUGCCGCGCCGGGCAUGUUGAGGGGUGAUGAGUGCGUGGCGUUUGCGCGGAGGUGGGGCCUCAAGGUCUGCACUAUCGAGGAUAUGAUUGCCCAUGUGGAAAAGACAGAGGGGAAGCUCGAGACGAAUGGGUCGGGUUGAUGGGUUGCAUGGUUUGGCUGGUUUGGUCUGUUGGAAAGGGGGGAUAGGGGUAAGAGGGUUGUGAAGUUGGAUAAUGAAUGGACGAAAAGAAACCUCGCAGGGAGCAUAAUACUUCAUAUCACCUUCCUUCACUUCGGCGGCGGUAUCAUCCGCUUCGUGAGGACGAGACUGAAGCAUUACUAUGGCUGGAAUGCUAUACCGUGCAUCGUUAGGUCAGCCGCGAGAUACUAGUGCUAUAUAUAAAUAUAUCAGACCGGCAGGAAGAAUGGAAAUCAAGGAGCCGGUCUACGCCGCGAGGCAACCAGAUUAUGAUAUUAUCUACUCUACACAAUAUCUAGACUAGAUAUUUGCCUGCAUACUCUCUACGCCCCAUCGCGGUGUUCACAGGGUAGUAUAUUGGAUAAUGUGACGUCCCUUUGUCUCCUGGAAUCGAACUAGGGAACCUGCCAAUAUGUCCGACCACCCACUACAAAGCCCUUCCUCCUGGAGGACCGGUAUACCAAAAAUGCCGCAAAGAAAG